Messenger RNA from Coturnix japonica (Japanese quail), 6871 nucleotides. It is a transcript of the gene BRD3, whose product is annotated as bromodomain containing 3. The record is from RefSeq and is a predicted model, not a curated record. Gene Ontology annotation, cellular component: chromatin; nucleus. NCBI's taxonomy places the organism in Eukaryota, Metazoa, Chordata, Aves, Galliformes, Phasianidae. Gene Ontology annotation, biological process: chromatin remodeling; regulation of DNA-templated transcription.
GUGCUCACCUGGUUACAGAGCUGUUGGGGUACCUGGGUGCGGAUAGCUCUGCUGCUCGGGCAAGCUUGGGAAGAUGGGCACUUCAACAUCCCUCUCUGUUGCAGAUCUGUUUGUUUGUACACAUCUAUUUUUGUAAGAUUCCCCUACAUUAGGUUGCAUGGUUGGACCCUGGAAAUGGGAUGUCAGUCCCAUUCAGGGAGCAUAAAGGAAGAAGGAGGAUCUCCCAGUUGCUGCUGCUGUGACAGCGAGUGAGAGCACGGCACGAAGAUGUCGGCAGUCACUUCAGCAAUUCAGGCUCCUCAGGGCCCUGUGAAUCCACCACCUCCAGAGGUCACUAAUCCUAAUAAGCCUGGCCGGAAGACCAACCAAUUGCAAUAUAUGCAAAAUGUUGUUGUAAAGACCUUAUGGAAGCAUCAGUUUGCUUGGCCUUUCUACCAACCUGUUGAUGCAAUUAAAUUGAAUUUACCGGAUUAUCACAAAAUAAUAAAAAACCCUAUGGACAUGGGGACUAUCAAGAAACGCCUGGAACAUAACUAUUACUGGAGUGCCAGUGAAUGUAUGCAGGACUUCAACACCAUGUUUACAAACUGUUACAUCUACAACAAGCCCACAGAUGACAUCGUCCUUAUGGCCCAAGCCCUCGAGAAGAUAUUUCUGCAGAAGGUUGCCCAGAUGCCUCAGGAGGAAGUUGAAUUAUUACCCCCAGUUCCUAAAGGCAAAGGUCGUAAACCGUCAGUGGGCACACAGAGCACAGGAGCACAGCAGGCAGUGGCCGUGUCUUCUGUCUCCCCGCCGGCCCCGUUCCAGAGCGUCCCUCCAGCCGUGUCUCAGACGCCCGUCAUCGCUGCCACCCCUGUGCCAACCAUCACUGCUAAUGUCCCACCUGUCACUGCCCCACCUGCCGCUGCUCCCCCUCCUCCUGCAGCUCCGAUAAUGCCCGUGGUUCCUCCUACGCCGCCAGUAGUGAAGAAGAAAGGAGUGAAGCGGAAAGCAGACACGACCACCCCCACCACCUCUGUGAUCACUGCCAGCCGGAGCGAAUCCCCCACGCCCCUCUCAGACCCCAAACAGGCCAAAAUCAUCGCUCGACGGGAGAGCGGCGGCCGGCCCAUCAAACCACCAAAGAAAGACCUUGAGGACGGAGAGGUCCCCCAGCAUGCAGGGAAGAAGGGCAAACUGUCUGAGCACCUCAAGUACUGUGACAGCAUUCUCAAAGAGAUGCUUUCAAAGAAGCAUGCAGCCUAUGCGUGGCCCUUCUACAAGCCUGUUGAUGCAGAGGCCUUGGAAUUACAUGACUAUCACGAUAUUAUCAAACACCCCAUGGAUCUCAGUACUGUUAAAAAAAAGAUGGACAGUCGGGAAUACCAGGACGCACAAGGUUUUGCAGCAGAUAUUCGGUUAAUGUUCUCUAAUUGUUACAAGUACAAUCCUCCAGACCAUGAAGUGGUAGCCAUGGCCAGGAAGCUCCAGGACGUCUUUGAAAUGAGAUUUGCAAAGAUGCCUGAUGAGCCUGCAGAAGCCCCUCCUCCUCCUCCUCCAACAGCACCAGUUGUGAGCAAAAGCACAGAGAGCAGUCACAGCAGUGAGGAGAGCUCUUCUGACUCAGAUAGCUCAGACUCAGAAGAAGAGCGAGCGACUCGGCUGGCAGAGCUCCAGGAGCAGCUAAAGGCAGUCCAUGAGCAGCUCGCUGCGUUGUCACAAGCACCAGUGAACAAACCAAAGAAAAAAAAAGAGAAGAAGGAAAAGGAGAAGAAAAAGAAAGACAAAGAGAAGGAAAAGGAGAAGCACAAAGUAAAAGCUGAGGAGGAGAAGAAGCCUAAGGUGGCUCAACCACCGAAGCAAGCCCAGCAGAAGAAAGCCCCAGCUAAAAAGGCAAACAGCACGACCACAGCUAGCAGGCAGCCCAAGAAAGGAGGAAAACAGGCGUCUGCAACCUAUGAUUCGGAUGAGGAGGAGGAAGGCCUGCCCAUGACCUAUGAUGAGAAACGACAGCUCAGCUUGGACAUCAACCGUUUGCCUGGGGAGAAGCUGGGCCGAGUGGUGCACAUCAUCCAGUCGCGAGAACCUUCCCUCAGGGACUCCAAUCCCGAUGAGAUUGAAAUUGACUUUGAGACCUUAAAACCCUCCACGUUGCGAGAGCUGGAGAGAUACGUGAAAUCUUGUUUACAGAAAAAGCAAAGGAAACCAUUUUCUGCAAGUGGAAAAAAGCAAGCGGCGAAGUCUAAAGAGGAGUUAGCUCAGGAAAAGAAGAAAGAACUAGAGAAACGGCUACAGGAUGUCAGUGGGCAGUUAAACAACAACAAGAAACCUGCAAAGAAAGACAAAUCUGGCUCUGCUCCCUCUGGGGGCCCAUCCCGGCUCAGCAGCAGCAGCUCCUCCGAGUCAGGCAGCAGCAGCUCCAGCGGCUCCAGCUCAGACAGCAGCGAUUCAGAAUGAGCUACGGACACUUACACAAAGCACAGAAUGGACAUCACCCUCACCGAUGCUCUGCAGUGUCCCUUUCUCUCCUUAAAGUACUGCUCUUGUUCCACGGUGGUCAGGUGUUUUGUUUGUUUUACUUCCUCUCUGACUUCUUUUGCUUUUUAAUUCAGUGUUACAAAAAGUAUCUUCCAUUUUUUCAGGGGGCGCUCUUUGUUUGUUUUUUAAUGAAUAGGUCGAAGAUCUUUGCAUGUGUGCGAUUAGACUUUAUGCAAAGGGAACUGUUUGCCAUAAAGUCUCUAAAAUACAUUUUUUAACUGAAGAAAUCUGGUUGAAAAUGGAAGAACUUGGAACUCUUUGCAGGAGACGACCAAUAGGUUCCUGCAGAGCUUAUAGUAUGUCUCCCUUCUGCCCCUUUCUCCUCCCUGAAUUGUUCUCUUUUAAUAAGCCCACCUGGCUCACACGAGGUAUAAGGAAAAAUCUCUUUGAAGAAAUCUGUAACAUGGUACUGUAUCUAAAAGGUGUUAGCUUCGAAACUAGGUGGUGUAUUUGUUUCUUAGCACUAGUGUUCUUAACCUCCAAGUCUACGGCGUGAUGAAAAUGUCAGAUGCUGUCAUCUUUAAUGUAAAAGCAGAAGAAACAGAAAGAAAUCUAACAUACUGUGGAUUGCUAACACUUUUGGUAAUGGUGGUGGAGGCACAGGCACCUGUCCAGGAAGGUAUUUAAGCAUGAAUUUGAUUGGAAGCACACGAGCGAUAGAAAUAUUUCUAUGUGUAAUUUCUAGCGCUCCUCAUUUCCUUUUUCUCUUGGCAAUACAUGGGUAAGAAGGGAGCAAAGGAUACUCGAGUUUCUUGGGAAUGUUAUUUUUAACAUCCAAUAGAUAAUUUCUAGGAAAGUUCGUGCUUGAAUUGAAAACAGCUCCUGGCUGCAAGUACUCAGCUGGGCCUCAAGGGGUGCUCCCUGCAGAGUGACCAAGUCGAGCCAUGUGCUCAUUAUUAGACACAUGCUUAAGUACUUUCUCCAUGACAAGCACCUCAGUCUGGGCUUAAAAUAAAAGAGCACUCGAGCUCCAGCUGAGGCUGAGCUGGCAGGGGACUCAGAGAGGGAUGUUGGUUGUGUGUUUUGUUGGUUGUUUUUGCUUUCGUUUGUUUCUUUCCCACCCCUUUAUCUUUGUAUCUGCAAUGAGCUCCUAGAAAGGGAAUGCUACUUCUGUGUCAUGCAGGGUGCAGGUUACCAGAUCCUGAAGUGUUUACCUCAAUUAUAGUAAUAAGGGAAAAAAAAAAAGGGGGGGGGGGAGGGAAGGGAGGGGAGGGUAAGGAUGAGGGGAAGGCAGUUUUUUAAGGCUAGCAAUUUCUUACGAGUCAGCCUAAUGUUUUCACCUGCACUGCUGCAAUACACUCCGUUUUUCUCUGUCUCACGUGUAUAUAUAAGUACUUUAUUUAUUAAACACAUUUGGUCAUUUUAAACUCACUUAAAAAAAAAAAAAAAGACCAGCAGAAAUGCAGACUUUUAAUAUGGUUCAAACCAGAUUUAAUAAGAAAAGAACACAGAGAUGUUAUUUAAAUACGCUGGACUUUAUACCUCCAGGUGCUGCGGUCCAGUCUGUUGUGUGUCUGGUGCUCUGUCAUGUCCUGUGUGUUCACUUUUGGGGUUAUGUUUUCUGUCCUCUCUCUUUUCAACCCAGCCCCUUCUUUCUUGUAUUGUACAGAUUUUGAAGACCUACAGGUAGAUGUAAUUUCUUAAUGGAACACCUUAAUUGUUGUCUGUAUUAUUUCCACGUGUCUUUCCCCUUCUCCAUUUUAUUUUAUUUUUUGGUGAAACAGUGUUGAUUUUUUUUCAUUUUAUAAUCCAGUUUUAGGAAAAAAAAAACAGCAGUUCUGUAACUAUAUAAAGUUUGUAAUCUGAGGGGCAGAAAUUUAUUGUAAAUUCUUAACUUUUUAGCUUUUUAUUGUAAAGAAAAUAUACAGAGUUUAACAGAAAGUUACGCCUUUCCUUCUCCCACUACCAGCCCCUACGGCUGCAUCUCUGCUGUGGGUCAGCCCUAUAACUCACCCUGCUGAGCCUCUCCAGUGGUGCAGGUUUAUUUCUCACACAGGUGAGUGGCUGUCGGUCACUCUGUGCCCAUUGAAGUCUUGCUGGCUGUAUCCAGAAGGGUUCUACCACUGGAUGCCAUUCCGAUCCCACAGCUGGCAUGGCUCUUUGUACAGUGACAAUAACACACACUCUGGAGUUUGCUGUAGAAAGGAGCUGCCAUUUUCAGCUGUGAGUUGAGGGAAGCUCUGCUGCUGAGAGCAUCCUUGUGUCAUUGUGCUGGUGCUGGGCCCAUGGGCAGGAGCCCUGCAGGUCUUUGCAGGUGGAGUUUCCUUUGUGUUGGGAUCAGAUGAGCUGUAGGGUGCUCCGAUUCUUACUGAAAUGAAUGAUUUUUUUCCUUCUCCAUUAACAAUAAAGUUAUUUUUAGUUGCUAUAAUUUUUUUUUCUCAUUCCGCCCUUACAAAAAUAUCUUCUUCUAGAUGGAUACUUAGUAAUAUAUUUUCAGAGUCAACUAUGAGGAGAUGUAAUAUACACCUAAUUAAGAGCUUAGUUGUUUGCUUUAAUAAUGGGCUUGGUUUCCAUCUGCAUUUCACCUCGUAUCUAAGAUGUGCAUUAUCAAAACUAACCAGUAUUUUAAUUGAAGUAAUUGCAACCACUUCAGGUACCACGACAGCAUGGAUAAACAGGCUCCUGGUUUUCCCUGUUGAAAUCCUUUCUAUGUGUAUUAACUAGAGCUCCACUAUGGAUGUGAGGUUCCUAUUCAGAGAGCAGCCCACAGGUGGUGCUUUGGGCUUCCACCGAGUGGGAAGCUUUCAUGGCAAUGAAGAUGUUUCCCAUCAAAUGGCAGCUUGCAGGAGAAAUCCAUCCUGGCACAACCUUUGUUUCAGGAAGGAAAAACAAAUGGUGACUUCUUAAGAGCAAAAUGUUGCUCUCAGGAUUUCUUCUGCUUUCAUAUUGUUUGUAGCACUGCUUUGUCUCCCAGCGUGUCAUUGGUGAUGCUUCUGUAUCUGCAGGUCAGGGGGUCUCCAGGAAAGAUGUGUUUGCAGUCCAUAGUAAGUAGCAGCUGCCCUUUAUUGAGUUGGAAACUGCAAGAGUAGAGCAUUUAUUGGAGCUGGUACGGCAUGACAUGCCAGGAGGAGGUCAGUGUGAUUUCAUAGGUACACGUAUAUAGUUUCAUUGAAACCAGUUUUUCUGACAGGUUCCCUUUCUGAGCAGACUCGGUACCCAUCAACCAGCAUUACUACACCUUUAAAACCUGGGUUGAGCUUCCUCUGAUGAUCAGAUCAGCCUGUUUUUGGGCAGCCCCAUCAGAUGCAGCCUCAGUGGGCCCAGACUGACACCUUGGGGCUCAGCCCUGCUUUGUUUUAUACCAAGGACAUCUGUUGGGUACAGCGCAGCUUUCUGCUGACCAAACCUUGUCUGUACAGAGAAUCACUUUUGUACUGCUGUGAUUCCAAGCUUUUCUACCUUACAGGGUUUUGUAGCUGCAGAGCUGAUGUUUCAGGGCUCUGUGACUGUUGGUUGUGUGUAACAGAUGCACACACCCCCCAUCCACAGGCACACGUGUGUGUAUGUAUAUAUACAGGUUAGUUACCAGCGAGGUCCUUUCCAUGUGCUGUGUGAUAGAAGCAGUCUGCAGUGACCUCAUUAGUUCUUCAUUUUGGGGACUCUUUAGACCAGUUGUGAUUUUAGUUUUUCCUUGCUUUGAAAGGAAGGAUGUUUUAAAGCUGGGGUUGGGGCACAGCAAUGAGAAACCACUGCCUUUUUGUGGGGUGGGGAGGGGGUUGAGGGACUAUCAGAUCUAUUCCAACACAUGGGCAGCUCCCACUGGGGCUGACUGCAGGCAGGUGCUGCAGAUAAAGCUGGGCUGUGAGGGUUCAUUCCACAAGCAGCAUCUUCUCAUAAAAAACAACAGGGUGUGGGGUUUUUUUUUACAUAAGAAAACAGCCUUUGCAUCUCUUUUUAAAUGGCAUUUUUCAAAGGGAAAGAAAAGAAACCAGCAGCUCUUUUGGGGGGGGGGGGUUGGCACCACUGGGGGCUCAUCCCUGCUAUUGGCAUCACCCAUCUGCAAAGAUUCACUGUUUGCAUUUUUCCUUUAUAUCUCCCUUUUUAUUUUUGAAUAUUUAAGAACAAAAAGCUGUUACUUUUCUGUAUGAUGUGCAUGCAAAUUUACCGUAACUCUCUCUCUCUUUCUUACGACUUUUUAGUGCCAUUUCUAGUAUAUUCCUGUAAAUGUCAGUUACUGAAGAGAGGAAAAGAGAAGUCAGUGUAAGUAGUUUAGCUUGUUUAUUGCAAAUUGCUGGCCUCAAACACAACAGAAAUGGAAUGAAGACAGGAGUUAGGAAGUAAUCUUUGAUGUUACUGGUGAUGGACCCUUGUCCCGGGGCAUCUGUUUUGUUUUCAUAAUAAAAAGACAAAUAGU